AUUCCCGACCAGCACCCUUGCCCCUGAGGCUCUGCUGUGGGGGCUCAGCCGUCCCCAAUGUGCACCUCGGGGUCCGCUGAUCGUGUGCAGGCACUGGAGUGGCAGGAGGUUCCCGGGGCGCACUGCUGAUCCUAUGCAAGUUCCAGUCCCUGCAGGAAACGAUGCUCUUCUGGACCUUGCUCCUCGCCGUCGGGUUGCCCUUGGUCAGCAAUCAAAACGAAUCCGUGUCCGCUUGGACCUAUAGUUUGAAAUGCCACGAUUGCUGGGAUAUCAACAAUUUCAACUGUCCUCAAAUUAGGACGUGUCCCUAUCACAUCCGGCGCUGUUUGACCAUCUCUAUCCGUUUGAAUGUUCGGGAACUCUUCGUUUACAAGAACUGUACAUACAACUGCACGUUUGUAUACCGAUCUGAAGAACCUCCUGAAGCCAUUAGAAUUAUGAAAACUAAUAGUUUCUAUUUUGUUCGUUGUUGUAAUGCUAUGACUUGCAAUGAGGGGGGACCUACCAAUUUGGAGAGGGAUAUCAUCCCGGAUUACCCAAUUGAGGAAGAGUUAGAAGGAGCCGUGCGCUUGGGGGAGUCCACAUUUUUCCUGAGCGUUGCUUCCAUCCUCGUCAGCAACACACUGACAUGAGAGGCCCUCUUGGGGGGGGGGGGUCUGGUCUCUCCCCCAUUCCUCAGAGCAAGUUCACUCCUCUUCCUCCCUGUGAGCCAGGGACACUGACCCACCGGGCUCCCCGUUGGUGGCUAACCCCUUUCCAGCUUAUUUCAAGAAAAGAAUAAAGAACAUUAUUGUUGGG
Messenger RNA from Canis lupus familiaris (dog), 798 nucleotides. RefSeq names its product glycosyl-phosphatidylinositol-anchored molecule-like protein. The record is from RefSeq and is a predicted model, not a curated record. The transcript is spliced from 4 exons. Lineage: Eukaryota; Metazoa; Chordata; Mammalia; Carnivora; Canidae. Bases 162 to 632 code for a protein of 156 amino acids.